AUGAUUCGUCCGAGCCAUCCAUCUGCGGCCUCCAUAGUUUCCGGUCUUCUUGACACUGUCUUGACACCGGGCUCAGGCGGGGAGGAGGAGAGGGUGUAGGUAGAUGCAGCGAAAGUCUACUGGCAUUAUAAACGCCUGAGCAAGUCACCGCCCUGCUCCCACAGCUGCUGCUGUUGUGGAGCCCACGGUGAACAUCGCCGAAAUCGAUGGUCAAAAUACUGUGUGUGUGUGUGUGUGUGUGUGAGUGUGAGUGUGUGUAGGCGGACGGGUGGACGGGUGGACGGACCAUCGCCUCGUCAUCUCGAAGAUGCGUAUUCGCCUACAGCCUCGCAGGAGACCACAAGGUAAGCGACCCCCAGGUAAGCUGAAUGUUGCUUUGUUGUCUUUGCCUGCUCACCAUCUCCAUUUCAGCAAUGAGCUAGCUCAACGGCUAGACAACCUUCCAACCGCCGCCGCCGACGACGACGCCGCUGCCGAGAACGCCUCCGUGGAGAACCGCUGGUGUCAACUGCGAGACACGGUCCAGUCGACGGCACUCGCCGUCCUCGGUCGCGCUCCCCGCCAACACCAGGACUGGUUCGACGACAACGACGCCGCCAUCAGAAAUCUGCUUGCUGAGAAGCACCGCCUACACAAAGCCUACGCAGAUCACCCCAAUGAGGACAACAAAGCUGCUUUCUACCGCAGUCGCCGCCAACUUCAGCAACGACUGCGUGAGAUGCAGGACGCCUGGACUGCUCGCAAAGCUGAGGAGAUCCAAGGCUACGCGGACCGCAACGAAUGGAAGAACUUCUCCUCUGCGAUCAAAGCUGUCUACGGUCCGGCGACGAAGGGCACUGCUCCUCUCCUCAGCGCCGACGGUAGCACUCUUCUGACUGAGAAGACGCAAAUCCUGCAGUGA
Spirometra erinaceieuropaei is the source of this 901-nucleotide messenger RNA. Lineage: Eukaryota; Metazoa; Platyhelminthes; Cestoda; Diphyllobothriidea; Diphyllobothriidae. The record is from the annotation of a GenBank genome assembly.